Messenger RNA from Naumovozyma castellii, 675 nucleotides. It is a transcript of the gene NOP15, whose product is annotated as rRNA-binding ribosome biosynthesis protein NOP15. The record is from RefSeq and is a predicted model, not a curated record. NCBI's taxonomy places the organism in Eukaryota, Fungi, Ascomycota, Saccharomycetes, Saccharomycetales, Saccharomycetaceae. The transcript has a single exon. The coding region runs from base 1 to 675 and encodes 224 amino acids.
AUGGCCAAAGUGACGAAUAAGAAGGAUCUAGUGGAGAAGAAGAAAGUAGAAGAAGAAAAGCCAAAAUCUGAAGAGAAUAUUGAACUACAAUCUUUGAACGAAGAAUCAUCAUUAUCGGAAGAAGAAAGCGAAAUUGAAGGUCUUUCUGAAGCUGAAAGUGAAGAUGAAGAUGGCUCCAAGGCUCAAAAGCAUAAAAUUAAAACAUUAGACCCAAAGAAGAAGAAGCAACAAACUCAAGAAAAGGAUUCCAAUAAGAAGAAACCACUUGCUGAAUAUUCAAGUAUUCUUUACGUAAGUAGGUUACCCCAGGGGUUUCAUGAAAGAGAAUUAAGUAAAUAUUUUUCUCAAUUUGGUGAUUUGAAAGAAGUUAGAUUGGCUAGAAAUAAGAAGACAGGAAAUUCCAGACAUUAUGGGUUCAUUGAAUUCGCCAAUAAGGAUGACGCUAAUAUUGCUCAAGAUGCCAUGAACAAUUAUUUGGUAAUGGGUCACUUAUUGCAAGUGCGUUUGCUACCAAAGGGUGCCAAGAUUGAAAAGUUGUAUAAAUAUAAGAAGAGAGCCUUUACCCAAAUGAAGAUAAAGAAGACCGCCAAGGAGUUGAAGGAACGUGCUCAUACCAAGCAUGAAGAGAGAAUGAAUAAACUAACAGAAGCUGGUAUUGAUUUCGCAUGGGAAUGA